This is a messenger RNA of Botrytis porri, 4044 nucleotides long. RefSeq lists its product as uncharacterized. Gene Ontology annotation, biological process: regulation of GTPase activity. The record is from RefSeq and is a predicted model, not a curated record. Lineage: Eukaryota; Fungi; Ascomycota; Leotiomycetes; Helotiales; Sclerotiniaceae. The coding region runs from base 1 to 4044 and encodes 1347 amino acids. The transcript has a single exon.
AUGAGCCUAUUGUCACCAGGUAUGGAUACCAGAGAUUAUAAUGGGACGUCUGGAAGGGAAAACACUGUGCGGGACUGGGGAGAAAAUGCGGCAGAGACAUUGGCACGAAGAUUCUCUCCGAGUGAGCCACGACGAUCGCGGGGUCCUGGCUUGGAGACAACUAUUCGCACAGUUACACCCGAACCUAUUGAGGUAACAGACGACAAUUUAUGCAUACUAGAGACUCCACCUAGGCUCUUUCCAUCUGUACAAACAUCGCCGCGAUCGAUCCCUGGCGGAGAAAAGCCUAGAGAACGCCGCCAAGGCCUUGUUUUCCAUGAUUCAUAUAGCAGUGACUCUAUUGACAAGCCUCCUCAGAGUAACAUGAGUCUUCGAUCUCGACCUCGAACAUAUACCGUAGAUGCUACCACACGAAAAAGAUCUGGAUCGAGAGGGGCUCCUAAAAAUAGACAACGAAUUGGCUCAAUACAUUCCACAAACUCAUCAUCUUUCCAUGAUAUCGAGCCACGACCCGAUAAUAAUACUGCUAUCGGAUAUCCAUCUACUAACAGAAACACAUUGACUAAAUCCAACUCUCUUGAGAAGGAAAAGGGGUCAGGUAGACGAUUGGUCAAAAAGCAUUCCCGGCCGACUUCGCCAUUUCAGGCAUUUGUAGAUAUACCUGCCAUCGAUUCUCUUCCAGAUCCUGUGCCUACUGGGAACACUAAGAAAAUAUUGGGUCUUAUGAAAAGUUUACGCGGUCGUAUGAGGGGUGAAGUCGAGUAUCAGACAGUGGAACGCGGGCAAUGGUAUCGAGGUGUGUGCUAUAUUGACAACGUGAAAGGCUCUUUAAUGUAUGAGGACGACGAUAAAGGACGUUUUCACAUUGCUGUAGCAACCGACCUACGAGGAUGUAGGGUCAAACCGAUCAGAUACUCAUUGGAACGUCAAGUCAGGUGUCUGGAGAUAAUAAAUCCAAGUCUCGGCUUGGACCUUCGUCUUUUACCGACGGAUCCUGCUGAAUUUGAUCCCUGGUUAGCAGCGAUACUGCCAUGGCAACAGAUCAGGUUAGCUUCGUCUUUGACAAGUCCGCUGAAAUCCCCAACAGGGCAUCACGACGACAGACGCCCAACAGCAGUGGAUCGACGAGGUUCCGCGUAUAGUAAUAAAGACUCAAAUAUUAUCAAAGUAGCCAAGCUCCUUUUGUGGGACAAAGGGCCGCCCCUAUCCCCUGAGUCCAUUAUCACUCGUCGUUCGACACGACAUCUGCGUAACUCUGGACAACAGUGGCGUCGAAUAUCCUGUAUACUGCAAGAUAAUGGCGAUCUUAAGAUUCUGACCGAAAAUGAUGCUUUAUUACUUUCAGUCGUUCAGCUCCCACAACUUUCCAGAAGCGCAAUACAAAAGCUUGACAAGUCAGUACUAGGAGAAGAAUAUUGCAUUGCCAUAUUUCCACAGUACACUUCUACAUCCACAGACUUGUCUAUAUUUAGACCUAUCUACCUAGCAUUAGAAUCACGAUUGGUAUUCGAAGUGUGGUUGUGUCUCUUGAGGGCUUUCACAAUUCCAGAAAUCUAUGGUCAUGAUACCCCACAGCAAAUAGAAGCUCAUGAUGAAGGUGAAGAAUUGCCUGAGGGAUAUCCUUCUGCAACUAACGAUAUGUUUCGAAUUGAGAAGUCUCUCAACAUGCGAAUCAUUGAAGCUAAAUUUCGGAAAUCUGGCAUAAGGGCAGAGUUACCCCAGUAUGGCAGGCAUUCGGUAAGGCCAGAGCCAGAUGGAAUUCUCGGUGACUACUUUGCAGAGGUUAUGCUUGAUGGUGAGGUUCGCGCCCGUACAAUAACAAAGCUGGAGACUAGGAAUCCAUUCUGGAGAGAAGAGUGCGAAUUCACGGAUCUGCCUCCUUAUUUACCAAAAUUAUCGAUAGUUUUGAAACGUAUGGAAAUGUCACAGUUAACCGUGCAAGGAUUCUUGUCAAGUUCAAGCGUUCAAGUGGCGGACCAGCAAGUAGAAACUAUCUGUGGAGUAGUUGAAAUAUCUGUUGACAAGCUCGAGCGAGGCAAGGAUAAUGAGGCAUGGUGGCCAAUUUUGGAUCAAAAUCAAGAGCAGGUUGGGGAGAUGUUAAUGAAACUUCGACAUGAUGAAGUUGUUGUACUUCUUGCCAAAGAUUAUCAACCAAUCUCUGAACUUCUACAUAAUUUCAACAAUGGGCUGACACUCCAAAUAUCUCAAGUCAUACCCAAUAAUCUCAGACAGUUAUCUGAAACACUGCUAAAUAUAUUCCAAGUAUCUGGAAACGGGUCAGAAUGGCUAAAAGCCCUGGUUGAAGACGAAAUUGAUGGCAUUGGAAAAGAAGCACCAACAAAACGACUUAGAUACAGCAGGAGGAUUGGCUCAAAUGAGGUUUCCUUCACGUCCAUUGAACGGGAACAAUCAGUUCGAGAUAUGGGGAAAAGUCUCAAUACUGAAGCGAAUCUUUUGUUCCGAGGAAAUUCCUUACUAACGCAAGCUCUUGAUUUUCAUAUGAGACGAGUCGGGAAGGAAUAUCUCUCUGAAAUCUUGGGAGAUCAGAUUCGUACCAUCAACAACAUUAACCCUGAUUGCGAAGUCGACCCAUCUAGAAUUGAUAACGACGGUGCAUUCGAGAAGAAUUGGAUCUCGUUGAUUGCUUUAACUACUGACGUCUGGAGAUCAAUAGCAGAUUCUGCAACUCGAUGUCCACCAGAAUUGCGACAAAUCUUCAAGUACAUCCGUGCGGUUGCUGAGGAUAGAUACGGAGAUUUUCUUCGUACUGUCGCAUAUACUAGUGUCUCUGGAUUCAUAUUUUUAAGAUUUUUCUGUCCAGCAAUUCUCAACCCAAAAUUGUUUGGACUACUCCCCGAUCAUCCCCAACCAAAAGCUCAACGAACAUUCACUUUGAUAGCAAAAAGUUUACAAGCCUUGGCAAACUUAUCAAGCUUUGGUCAAAAAGAGUCAUGGAUGGAACCGAUGAACAAAUUUCUUUAUCAGCAUCGUCAAGGUGUGAAGGAUUUUCUCGAUUCUAUUUGUGCUAUAGCCCCGGAUCGUACAACAUUUGCAGUUCCGGCGUCUUAUUCGACGCCCAUCACCAUUCUCGCAAGACUACCUCCCACUUCUCGAGAAGGAUUUCCUUCUUUACCGUAUUUGAUUGAUCAUGCACGAAGUUUUGCUGAUUUGGUCAAAUUAUGGCUAGAAGGAACCUCGCAUUCCAUGACUCAAUACUUCGAAGGCGAUCUUGCUGUAUUCAACGAGUUGUGUAUAACUCUCAAGAAACGCACCGAUGAAUGUAUACUUAAAGCCGAAGAGUACGGUGAUCGCGUCGCCGAUCAGAUUUCUCUUCAAUUCGAAGAUAUAGUCGAAGGUCUUCAAAGUACACAUUUCCACGAAUCCCCUCAAAUUCUACCACUCCCCCCAACACAAUCACAUUCCCAACCGGAAUCAGAACACCAGCAUCCUAUCCUCCCACCUCCUUGGCAGGACUACUCAAUGAGUAAUAGCAAUGCCACAAGUAUAAAUAAUACAAGCCAAACACAUCUUCGCGCACCUGGUUCCGCGGGUAGUGGAAGUGAAAAAAUAGGUACGAUCUCUAUCUUAAGUAAUAAAGAUAAAGAAAAGAAAGAGAAACAAAAUUUCUGGGAGGCAACUUUUGGAAAGGACUCAAAAUAUCAGAGACCUUAUGCACCACCAUUAGAUCAUAAUGCACAACAAUUGGGUAUGCAAGCCUCUAGUCCGCCUGGGGGAAAGGCAUCAGGGGGUCUUGGACUUAAUAGACAGGAGAAACAAAGUAGGAGUUUUCUAGGUGGAUUGAGGAGAAAGGGAAAACAGGAACCGAAGAGUCAGGGGAGUGGAAGUAGUAAUGAUGGGGGUUUCAUAAUGGCACCUGCACCUGCAACAGGGAUGGGAAUGGGUAUCCCAGAGGGAAUGAGUAUUGAUACUGGGAAUGGAAGAGGCGCCAGGGGAGAAGGCUUCAGAGAGGAAAUUGUGUCGCCGACGAUGGCCAGUUGGGGACAUAUACAGAGAGAAGGGAGGGGUGAUGGGGGUAUGUUUUAG